AUGUCAAUAAAUUGCCGGAACCGAGGGUUUCCACAGACGGUUUGGGCGGUAAUCGGAAAAUUGUUUAAUAGGAACACGGAUAUGACGGUAUUACUCUGCGAACACGACGAAGACGACGACGACGACGACGAUCACGACACGACGCGAUUCAGAGCGGUGCGACGCCGUAACGUGACGACUCCAACGAUGACCGAAAUUAAUUCGGACGAAAGCCUAUACCGGUUUAUGGCCAACAAAGGGGCGAAAUCACAGAAGACCCGGAAGUGCACUGCGGCGUGCGUCCGGACCAACAAGGGCGAUCGUUACACCGGCGCCGCGGAUACGGCUGCGACGUCACUCUGCUGCAACGAUACGGUGCAGAAGACGUACCGGCCCUCCACCCAACAACGCGACAGGAGCACGUCCUGCACCAAGAACGCCACCGACUGUCGCGGCCAGUGCCCCCGGACCGGAAAGUACGUGGCCAACGACAAAACGCAAUGCACCGGCCCCAGAAGUCACAGGGCCAACGAAGGCCAAUGCACCGUGGCCGCUUCAAAGUACGGGGCCACCGACAACUCUCAAUGCACCGGCACCAGAAGUCACAGGGCCAACGAAGGCCAAUGCACCUCGGCCACUGCAAAGUACGUGGCCAACGACAACUCGCAAUUCACCGGCACCCAAAACUACAGGUCCAACGAUGGCCAAUACACCGGCGCCAGCACCUGGAACUACGACGCCAACAACAAUCGAUGCACCGACAUUGGAAACUACAGGGCCCACGAAUGCCAAAACGUCGGCACCGGAAACUACGGCGCCAACAGCAGCGGAUGCAAUGGAUGCGGCUGCAUUCCAGCGGUGGCGGCGGCUGCGGUAGCGGCGGCGGCCUGUCUAGGAGGAGCGAACGGCUUCGGAAGUAACAACCCCGACACCCUGGUGUCGACGGUCUACAAGUGGGCGAAAGUCGCGAAGGACUGGACGUGGGACAAAUCGUCUUAUUUCCUCGUGGCCGUCGUGUCGUUUAUUCUCGGCAUUUACACUUGCGAUUUGGGUCUGUGCACGUGCGAAGAGGUAUCCUCCUGA
This is a messenger RNA of Macrosiphum euphorbiae (potato aphid), 1062 nucleotides long. NCBI's taxonomy places the organism in Eukaryota, Metazoa, Arthropoda, Insecta, Hemiptera, Aphididae. The record is from the annotation of a GenBank genome assembly.